CCCCUCCUCCCCGCCCCGCCCCCAAAACGCGCUAAAGGUGUGGAGGAGACGGCUUCUGCGCGGUAUAAUGGAACCGAGCCCAAGCCGUUAAACGGUUUAGAGAGAGACAGCGAGACAGACACACGAACACAGCUGCUGUGAGGGGAGGUUAACGGCGAAAUGGCGCAAACGGGUAGGAUCUGAACUUUAGGGUGGUGGUGGUGGGGGGCAGAGGGCAGGUGGGGGCGGUGGAGAUCCUCCGUUGAGGUUUAUCGUGCAGCCCCCGCAAUCUGACCGGCGAGACGAGGAACGGGAUCCCCGCUUUGCAUCGGCGCGUCAACGAGGUGGCCCACGGCAUGGCGCGCGGUGACAGUCGCUCGGGCACCUGGCAGGUGCUGCUGACCGUCUCGCUGGUCCUCAUCCCGCUGUCUGCGCACGGGAGGCAUUCACUGAUAAGGCAUCAUCAUCACCACCACAACCAAUCAUCUUUGAGCAAGGAGGCCCUGAACACCAGGAUGGUGCUCAGUGACGACUCGGCUGAGAGGGACCACCUGAUUGGCGCGGGGCUCGGGGCCAAACUCCCACUCGGCUCCACCAGACAUCACCAUAAACAUGCCCACCUAGACGUUGAAGAGGAGGACUCACCUGUGGGGGACGAGCUCACAGCCGGAGGGGCGGGUCCAGACCAGCCCGGAAACCCCAUGUCUGAUGACGUCAUCACCGUCGAGUUUCACAGCCCUGCGCCUGAUAUUGCGCCCUCUGAUGUCGCCCUGAAUUGGGCCAAAGCUCCCAAAGCCCAAAAACAAAAAGAUGGAAAACCAACAGAAUGGACUCUUUCAGACUUUUACGACUACCCGUCCCCUGACGACGAACUCUCGGCGCUGGACGCGACUCCAGAACUUGAGGACACGCCUUCAUUCCCACUUGAAAUGGAGGACGAAAAUCCACUCCUGGCUGGUGCUCCUGCCGCCCCUGCUGCCCCAGCUGCCCCUGAUGCCUCUGCUGCCCCUGCCGCUCCUGCCGCCCCUGCCGCCCCUGCUGCCCCUGCCGCUCCUGCCGCCCCUGCUGCCCCUGCUGCCCCUGCUGCUCCAGCCGCUCCUGUCGCUCCUGCCAACAGGAGGCCUAACAUGGACAGCGGGUCCUUCCUACCAGCUACUCUCAUGCCCGGGAUGGAGAUAGCGGACGGGUUCGGCUUUGCUGGCGCCAUGGGGGCCGACGGCUGCAGACUAGGCUUUGUGCGCUCUGGACCUGGGGUUUGUGUGUCUGAGUGUGACAGCCAACCCAAUUUCUGCUUCAACGGAGGAGUUUGCACUGUGGUGGCGGGAAUGGGAGCCUUCUGCAGGUGCAAUGUCCAGGACUACAUCUGGAACAAGGGCACACGCUGUGAUUGGGCGGUCACUGAGUUCCAGGUGAUGUGUGCGGUGGUGGGCGUGGCCUCCCUGGUGGUCAUCUUCCUCUUCAUGAUCAUCGUAUUCUUUGCCAAGAGUCUGCACCGCCUCAAGAGUGAGAAUAUACGCCUUCGCAAACGCAGUAAGUACCGCCUACAGAGCAGCGAGCCUCAGACAGACGGCCUCUCCGUUUCCACAACAGCCGACGGCUCGCAGCCAAACGUAAGAAAACUGUGCGACACCCCUCCGAUCGCUCCGCAAGCUCACACUCACAACCUGGCGUACUAUGACAACAUUAUCUGUCAGAGGCCAUCAACAACCAGCUAUACCUGGGAAUGUAAACCCAGAAACUCUUAUAAUCACUUCAAGGAUGAUCCUCAGAAGCAGGAAUACCCAGCCAAGCCCCCACAAGCCAAGGAAGAGGGGUCAAUGAAUAUCCUCAACUCGCAUUCCCCCAAACACGAGAACAACCGCCCGACCUCCGUCGCCCACGACCACGGCCACCACACCCCUAACAACACUGAGGAGAACGCCGAGGAUGGAGUCACCAUCGGCCUGGAAGUGCUCCUCCCCAAAGAGGCCAAGCUCCACUCCGAGACCAGCUCGCCUCUACAGUACGACGUCUUCCUGUACAAGGUUGCCAACAACGGAGACUCCGCCCCUCCCAGCCAAGCGCCCAACGCUCACAGUGCCAACUCCUACUGCUCUCACCCAAUACCUAAAUCGCCCAAAACACCCAAGACGCCCAGGUCCGCCAUGGUGCCUAAGUCGCCCAAAUCCCCCAAGUGCACCAAGGACCGACCACCUAAUAACAACGAACCCUCGCCCGGGAGGCGAUGCUCACCUCGCCGUCACCCGUCACCCGGACGCCACCCGUCACCCGGGCAUCACUCUACUCCUGGUGGAUAUCCUUCCCCCACCUGCCGCUUGUCCUCCCAUCACUCCCCCUCUAAAUACCAAUGCAUGCCCACCUCCUCCUCCUCCACCACCCCACCUGAGUUACGCAGACCCAGAGGUCGGUUGCAAUGCCCCGGCCCAGAGUGCUCUGGGACCGGGAGACAGUCCCGGAGUGGACACAUUCGUCCAUCACCCUCUACCCCUCACCUGACCCAACCUCCGCCAUCUCCAUCCAGGGUGAAGUACAGCCCGGUCAGCACCCGUUCUCUGCCACCACUCUCUUGACCUCUUUGAGCCUCAUGUAUUCACACACACACACACACACACACACACACACACAUCUGUCCUAAACUAAUCUGCUCAGCAACAUGUCCAUUGCGGCUCUAACUUUUUUAUUAGUGAUAAACAUAGAUUAUCCAUGCACCAUAUAUAUAUCUGCACCCUGUCUCCUCAUGCUCAUAGCUAGUGGAGUAUGUCAGCCGGCCUGCUCGAAGGAGCAAGAAAACUAAAACUCUGCAUAAACCACACUCCCUAAAACUCAGACAUGGAUGCACUGAAAUACACUUUCUCUCUCACACACACACACACACACACACAAAACACUGCGUACUUGCUGCAGCAAAACAUUCACAUUUGUAAAUAAUAAUAAAGCUCAGGGGACCGCUCACACAGGCACAAAAAUGAACCCCUACAUGUGAACACGCUCUCCUAGCAUGGUGCCAACGUCCGCGACCGGUGAAAAUGAUGUUCAUUAAUAGCCUUAGUAUUAUCAAAGCUCUGUAUACAUCUUUUGCUAUUCAAUGUUAACAAUUACGUCAUGUUUUCACAGGCUUUUUUGUAUGUUUUUCAUGUUUCUAAUCCUCAAUAAAUACACAAAACAACA
Messenger RNA from Gasterosteus aculeatus aculeatus (three-spined stickleback), 3147 nucleotides. RefSeq names its product chondroitin sulfate proteoglycan 5b (gene cspg5b). The record is from RefSeq and is a predicted model, not a curated record. NCBI's taxonomy places the organism in Eukaryota, Metazoa, Chordata, Actinopteri, Perciformes, Gasterosteidae. Gene Ontology annotation, biological process: cell projection morphogenesis. Gene Ontology annotation, cellular component: synapse.